Candoia aspera is the source of this 9643-nucleotide messenger RNA. RefSeq names its product forkhead box O3 (gene FOXO3). Gene Ontology annotation, molecular function: DNA-binding transcription factor activity, RNA polymerase II-specific; RNA polymerase II cis-regulatory region sequence-specific DNA binding. Bases 1313 to 3286 code for a protein of 657 amino acids. NCBI's taxonomy places the organism in Eukaryota, Metazoa, Chordata, Lepidosauria, Squamata, Candoiidae. Gene Ontology annotation, biological process: regulation of transcription by RNA polymerase II. Gene Ontology annotation, cellular component: mitochondrial matrix; nucleus. The record is from RefSeq and is a predicted model, not a curated record. The transcript has 3 exons.
UGGUUGUUAGGAGAAGGAAUGUGGAAGUCGGCGGAGGGGUGGGCGACAGGUUGCUUGAGGGAACGGCCGCAGCUCCAGCGUUUUUCCUCCGCCGCUGCUUCACCACUUGCCUUCUCUCUGGGGAGGGAGCGUGCGCCUAACGCUGGGAUUUUUCUCAUUUUAAUGCUUCUUCUGCUACUUAAAGUGGAACGACUUGGGAACGGCUCCAAAGGCAAGAAUCCUGCAGUAGCAGGAGCCUCGGUAGUAUCGGCGCCUCGUUUUCCUCCUGUGCAUUUCGAGCUGGAUUUUCUGCCGACUGAACGGAUCCGGUUUUAAGAUUCGCCGCCGAGGCGGAGGCUGCUUGCUCUUUCGCUCGCCUGCUUGACCUCUCGCCCUGCCUUUUUGCCGACGCUUUUUUAAAUGACUUGGGGGGAGGGGGGAACUGUCAAGAUGGCAGCAGCGGCGGUGGCUGCAGGAGCGAGGAGGUUAUGAAUGUGGUGGUGUCGAUGCUGGAAGAAAGCCUUGGGAGCCUGCGGAGGACUUGGGUUUCUGGACCUGUUGGAGGAUCGGCGAUUUGACUUGUUUGAAUUCUCCGCGUCACUUUCUUUUACGCUGGGGAAGAGGAUUUAAAAGAAGGAGAGGGAGGACAGGCGUUUAAGUUUCCUCUCCUCGGUAAAAAGAGUGGCUUUCUCUCCCCCCCCCCUUUUCGGAGAGGAACGGAUUUGUUUUCUUUUUCAGAGGAGGAAGAGUGAUCACAAAUGGAGCAGCCGCGAUCGGAUGGGUGUUAAGACUUCGUUGCUCCCCGUGAAGGCGUGUGGAAGUCGGCGAGAGAACGACUUGCAAGACCGAAGGCGUCCAUCAAACCAGCAACAGAGAGGCUCGUGAACAUCUCUUUUAAAAAAAAUGGUGCGGGGGGUCGUGUGAAUGGGGUCUCUUUAAUAUCGAGAGAGCGAUGCCAUUGGAGGACUCCAGCGCGUAGUGAAAGAUAAACAAACGCGCGGGCGCAGAGCCGCGAUUUGCUUCCAGCUCCGCCGCGCUUGAAAAUGCUUCCCAAAUCGGUCAGCCUUAAGGGGCAGCGAAAAGAGAGCUAACCUGGAACUAGGGGCCCCCCGGAUUGCUUGCGGAUCGCCUUGGAACUUUUCUUUUUUGGGGGGGAGAGAAGGUAGGUGGCGGGCAGGAAGGAGGCAGCCGGACCUUUAAUGGAGAGUGGCGUGCUUGCUGGAGCUCGCUAAUCACUACGAGGAGCGGCGAGAGGAGGGCGAGAAGGGACCGGAGUGUGGAUCGGGCUGCCGUGUGACAGAAGAAUCGCCUCAAAAGCGGGGGGGAGGCCAAGAUGGCUGAGACGUCUCCCCCCGCCCCCUUGUCCCCUCUGGACGUGGAGCUGGACCCCGAGUUCGAGCCCCAGAGCCGCCCUCGCUCCUGUACGUGGCCCCUGCAAAGGCCCGAGCUCCAAGCGAGCCCGGCCAAGCCCUCAGGAGACGCGGCCGCCGACGCUGCCUCCAUGAUUCCUGAGGAGGACGACGACGCUGACGACGAGGAACAAGGGGGCACCUCAACCGCCACCGUCCCCGUCCCCCUUGGCGACGGGGAGGCUCUGGCUUCGGAGGACACGGCCCGCCUGCUGGUUCCUUUCUCCGGACUCCCGGGUGAGGGGUCUGGCAUGGGCACCACUGCGCUGAGCGGCGGGCAGCAGCAGCAAGGGGCGGCGGGGAGUGCGGCCGCGCCGAGAAAAUGUUCGUCCCGCAGAAACGCGUGGGGAAACUUAUCCUACGCGGACCUGAUCACCCGCGCCAUUCAGAGCUCGCCGGAAAAGCGCCUCACCCUGUCCCAAAUCUAUGAGUGGAUGGUGCGCUGCGUUCCCUACUUCAAGGAUAAAGGCGACAGCAACAGCUCGGCUGGUUGGAAGAACUCAAUCAGACACAACUUGUCCCUUCACAGUCGAUUCAUCAGGGUACAGAAUGAAGGAACUGGGAAAAGCUCCUGGUGGAUGAUCAACCCAGAUGGAGGAAAAGGUGGGAAAGCGCCCCGGAGACGUGCUGUGUCCAUGGACAACAGCAACAAAUACACAAAGAGCCGAGGACGAGCAGCUAAGAAAAAAGCAGCCCUUCAAGCUGCACAGGAGACAAGUGAGGACAGCCCCUCCCAGCUAUCCAAGUGGCCGGGUAGCCCAACAUCCCGUAGCAGUGAUGAGCUGGAUGCGUGGACGGAUUUCCGGUCUCGUACCAACUCAAAUGCCAGUACAAUAAGUGGCCGCUUGUCACCGAUAUUGGCAAGUACUGAGCUAGAUGAGGUUCAGGAUGAUGAUGCUCCGCUUUCCCCCAUGUUGUACAGUAGCCCACCCAGCAUGUCCCCAUCAGUAAGCAAGCCCUGUAAUGUUGAGCUGCCGAGGUUGACUGACAUGGCAGGCACUAUGAACUUGAAUGAUGGCUUGACGGAUAAUCUUAUGGAUGAUCUCCUGGACAAUAUAACCCUUCCCUCUUCCCAGCAGUCACCCACCGGAGGACUCAUGCAAAGAAGCUCAAGUUUUCCAUAUGGCUCCAAAGGUUCAGGGCUUGGUUCUCCAUCAAGUAGUUUCAAUAAUGCUGUGUUUGGACCAUCAUCUCUGAAUUCUCUCCGUCAGUCUCCCAUGCAAACCAUCCAAGAGAACAAGCAAGCUACAUUUUCUUCCAUUUCGCACUACAAUAACCAAACUCUGCAGGAUCUGCUGGCAUCAGAUUCACAUAGCCACAGUGACGUCAUGAUGACUCAGUCCGAUCCACUCAUGUCACAAGCUAGCACUGCUGUGUCUGCCCAAAACGCACGCAGGAAUAUUAUGCUCCGGAAUGAUCCAAUGAUGUCAUUUGCUGCUCAACCAAGUCAGAGCAGUUUGGCCAACCAGAAUCUGCUCCACCACCAGCAUCAAUCCCAGAAUUCCUCUCUCAGUGGCAGCCGUGCCUUGUCAAAUUCUGCCGGUACUAUGGGCUUAAGUGACACAAACAUUGGAUCAGCAAAACACCAGCAACAGCCACCUGCCAACCAGUCUAUGCAAUCACUUUCUGACUCCCUCUCAGGCUCUUCUUUGUAUUCCAACAGCAUGAGCCUUCCGGUCAUGGGGCAUGAUAAAUUCCCCAGUGAUUUGGAUCUGGAUAUUUUCAAUGGGAGCUUGGAAUGCGACAUGGAGUCCAUUAUCCGCAGUGAACUCAUGGAUGCAGAUGGAUUGGAUUUUAAUUUUGAUUCCCUCAUCUCAGCCCAGAAUGUUGUUACUCUGAAUGUGGGAAACUUCACUGGUGCUAAGCAAGCUUCAUCACAGAGUUGGGUUCCAGGCUGAAGGAUUUAUGCAAAGAGGGGAAAAUGGGCAAAGCAGGCCCUUCAUCCAACAUGAAUCCUAAAGAAAAAAAAAAAUCCUUGCCAAAAUCAACUGUCAGCAGAGACAGGGAUAUCGUUUACAGCAUUUGUGAAUCCUGCAUUUUUUUUUCCUAUUGAAACAGACUGUUAGCGAGCCCCAGAACUUGAGGAAAGAACCGGCUUGUCUGGAACUGAACUGAUUUUGAAGUAUGCAAACUUUUCUUACUGUAGGUGAUCCAUCACCAACUUGAGGAUAUGUUUGUUCAGCCACCAUUCUGUUUCAGAACACUGUGUAGCCUGUACAGUAGUGUGCUUGUCAGUCGGUAUAUGGCGUUCCAAAAUGGCGGCAGGCUGCAGGAUGCUUUUGGGUUGGCUUUUGUUCUUCAGGGUUUCCCCCAGCCCGCCCUUCUUAAGGGGUGAGGGUUUUUUUUGCUCCCCGUGAAAUGCUUUACUUGCCCCUUCUAAUGUGCCAUUUCCUCAUGAAAAUUAAAUACAUAAUAUUAUAUGCACACUGAAAAGCUGAAUCCAUUUGGGCUUGAAAUAUCAACAGCACUUGAAUACCACCGUUUCCAGAGGAAUAGCUGUAUUAGCCUGUUGCAGCAACACCAAGGAUGAGUAUGGUGGCACUUUAAACACUUAGCAAAUUGAGUAUGGCAUGGAUCAGAUUCUAAGAUAAGAUGGUUAAGGGUAGAGGGGAAUGGAUGAGAGAGAAAUGCAAUGCAGGAAGUAUCAAUACCCUCUGCGUUUUGUUUCUGUCUUCAGGAUAGUGUUCCAGGCAUGCAAUGACAUAGGCUGUAGUCCAUGGAACGUUGCUCUUUAAGAUGCCACUGCACUCUUUGUUGACUGUUGCAAUCUUUAGAAUACCAACCAACCAGUUGAAUCCAAGGGGUAGUUUGUGAGAUGACUUAAUGUUUGUGUUUGCUUUGGUGUUUUUAUUUGGGGGUUGGUUAGCUAACUUACUGGCUCUGAACCAAUCCCUGUAACUCUCCAACCAAAUAUUUUCCUAAUCUUGUACGUGUUUCUUUUUAUUUUUGGUACCAAGAGAGGGUGGAUUUUACCUCACAGAAUCAGCCACCACUAAAGUUGCAUCCUAACCAGGGUUCAUUUGGUGUGAGGGAAAAGGGCAUUUCAUCCUUGCGAGUCAGUAGCUGACCUGUUGUCAGUCAGAUCAAAUCUAGCCUAGGGUUAUGCUGGCAGUUUUGCCCAAAUGCUGCAGUAAAUGUUUGCUUUUUGUUUGCCCCUACAGCUUAGCAAUUGGCCAAUCUGAGGUGCAUUGUUUGCCACUUGCCAAAUAUAACCACAUAGAAGGCAACAGCUUGCUUUCAAAUUAUUACUCUUAAUAAUAAUAAUAACAACAACAACAACAACAACAGAAAAACCUAAAAGAAAAAAAUGACUAUAUUGCAUGAAAAUGGAGUUUUAUGUAUCUGUAACAUCCAAGGCUUGGAUGAUUUAUUUCAUUCAUAAUCAUUUAUUCGUCUUUCUCUUCCUUAUUCUUUCCCUCUUGUGACACAUGGUGGAAACUGGAAAAAGGUGGUUAGGAAGGAGACACAGAGAGGGAAGAACCAUGCAGAGAGCUUUUCAUAGGAGCGUAGAUUGUAACUGGAUAAAUUCCACUGAAAAACAAAGUAGUUUUUAUAUAUUUUGCUUAUAGGGAUUUCUUUUUGUAAAUUUAUAUAGUAAUAAUGACUGAAAGUUAUGGUGCUGUGCAAGUCCUGUUUAAUUACUUUCUAUUGGUAUUUUUCAUGUGAAGUGGAGCAAAGAAGGCAAGAAAGAAAUAGGGAAAACCUGAUGGUACGUUUUAAUUUUUUUUUAAUGGUAUGAAAACACUUUGGCUUAGGACAACAUAUACAUAUUUCUCCAAAGUGAUAUAUGAAGAACUUUUUUGGCAUAAAAGCAGAAUGCAUAUAAAUAUAUAAAUAUAUUUUAUUAUGUACAGAAACAGAUCAUUAUGCAUGAUUGUUAAGAGAACAGACUAGCAUUUUAACCCAAAGUUCCAGUGCAUGAGUUUCCACCAGCACGUGAAUCAUGUACCUGCGUGGUGUGAUUCCUCUCAGCAGCCACCCUUCACUGCGCGUGCACCUGCAGGCAUCCAAGCAUAUUCACACACACACAUCGGUGGGCCCCAUAUUGCUCCUUCUUUUCCAACUUCUGAGGUAAUAUUGGUGAAAUAACAGCUCCUCGUGUGAUGAAAGUUUUGUUCUGUACUGUAGCUGCCUCCUCCUCGUGCUGCGCUAUUCUCUAGAUGAACACAUGAAUUCACCAUGCAGUUCAUAACUUAAAUGAUGACAAUUCUGUGCUGUUGUGGUUCUAACUAGCUCAUAGAAUAUACACUUUCGAACUAGUUAUAAAGAUUUUUAUCAUUUUCCAAAUAAAUACAGACUAUUUUUUUAAUAAUUAAGGUGGUAUAUUUGUCUAUGGCAGGGCAUAGUUUAUCAUGUUUCUUUAAUUAAAUAGAACCAAUGUGCGUGCUUGUUCUUCACAUUGGAAAGGGCUUCCCUGAAAGGAAUACAUUAUAAAAAUAUCAUCUGUUCCAGGGUUUUAAGAAAGGUAUUGACUUAUCUUGAGAGACUCAGUUACAGGUACCUAUUACCAAAGCUAGUUCAGAAUGUGCUCACAUGCCUUUACUACAUAUGAGUAUCUGGCACAGCAUUAUAUGUGAAUUAAGCCAAUGAUGAUAUUUUGGGAUGUUUGUUGUUAUUUUGUUCUUUGAAAUGGAAAUGUAUUUGGUGAUAGACAAUUUAUUUCCAAGUUUCUGUCUUAUCUUCUCAACAGAAACUCUGUGCAUAAAAAAAAUCCGGUACUGUACAAAGUUUAUGGUUUCCUCUACUUUGACUGGGUUUCCUUUCAAUACUUGAAAAUACAAUAUAUCAGGAUGCUGAUGCAGAAAAAGGAAUAGAUUCUUCAUUUCUCAGCUCUGAUUUUAAUCAGGUGUCCAGGGAUGCAGUGAUGCCACAAUGACAGCCUAUAUGCAGUGACAUCAUCACACAAAUGCCAUGAUUACGUACUUGCAUUUCAACAUCUGCACAAGUACAUAAGUUACAACCUUUCUGUGAUGUUGCCACAGCUGUUUUGUCAUUUGCCCCCCAUCUGCAGAUGCCCAUGCAGGUGAUUAAUUGACCUAAAACAACUGUAUUGGCAGCCUGGCCAAGUUUAUGCAAGUUUUGAAUCCCCUUGAUUUCAACCAACUUCAGUACCUGCCAUAAAUAUCAGUAAGGCUUUGAGACUCAUCUGUGCUUUAUAGGAUUAAAGUCCUAUUAAACCCAGUAUUAAACUUCACAGUAAGCAUGCAUUAAUCAGAUUGCACACUUGUAACACUAAGCAAUUACUGGUAACAUUGAAGCUGCUGUUGUAUUCAUGGAUGCUCCCAUAUGCAUUUCAAUAGGAAAACCUCCACCUCCUCAGUUAGCAUCUGUACAUGUUUAAAUAUUUUUAUUUAAACAAUAAGCAAAUUGGGGAGGGGGGAAGAACCAGAGCUAAGUGAUAGGGCACAGACAUUGAUAUAACAUGUUCCAGGUUCUGCCUCAAAGCAUUUUUGGGGGUAUGCUGCCAAUCAAUGGAAAAUAAUGUUGACCUAUAUGAAUCCUUGACUUGAUGUGAUAUAAGGCAGCUGUGACAUGAAUUUUUAUAGCUCCUUGAGAAGGCUGUUGGGGGACAGUCAUGGCAUCCCAGGCACAUGUUAAAGUGAUGAUGAUGGUAACAAAGGACCCUUCUGGAAAAAAAAACCAUGGCAUAAUUACAAACCACUUCAUCCAGGAUACUGGUAUUAUAGGCAAUUUGGUAACAUUGGCUUCAACAGGAUAAACUCAGUUCCUAGAAUCCCAGUUGAUGAAAACUGCAAUAAGACUGCACUUCUCUGGAAAAAAAAAUUGUACUUUGAAAUUCAGAUGUUGUUACAAUCAAUAUGGGCCUGUUCAAAGCAAAUUUAAGCCUCAUCCUGUACAAGUUUACUCACAAGUGUCUCAGAGGAUAUAGAACUAUUUCGCAAACCAUCACCUUCUCUGUGAGUUAGAUUGACGUUCACAGCAUUGGAACCAGCAGGCCAUUGACUACGAUGAUUGGGAAGUGAAUUUUUUUCUAGAGUUGAAGAUGGAAUGCUGCGUUAUUUUCUGAAUCACAGGAACCUUUAAUGUAAAGUGAUUGCAUGGAAAUCCAUCAAUUGCUCUACAUCACUUCUUUUCCUAUUGUUUGUCCCCUCUGCCUCUCACAAUAUAAACACCUCCAGAUCUGAGGUACUAUCCCCAAAUGGGAACCCAAUCACAAAAUUCUGCUCUCAAGGAUCCUUCCUAGCAAGUGGAUUGCUGCUUAUAGCCUUAAGCUUUCUGUGUUAUCUUUUGCCUGGAGAAUGGCCACAAAACAUACAGUGACUGACACAAUUUUCUUCCCUAGUUAUAAGUAUGGUGUUUCUAUUGGCCUAAAGGAAUCAGGCGCUAGGCAAAAGCAAGCAACCAAUAAAUCCUCAAAUACUGGUCUAGUUCAGGUAUAACACUAAACCACAGAUUCAAGGCUGGGUAUGGCCCAUCCAAGGCCGGAUGGCAAUAGGUCACACACUAUGAGACUCUUACUGGGGAAAGAAAGUAAUCAGACAGCCCCCAGACCAGAAAUGCUUACUCCCAUGUGCAUUAAGUUAUGGUUUAUGGGAGUGGGCUGUCAUCAUUUCUUCCUCUUGACUACCAGGGCAGGAGACGGAUGCUUUCACAUUCAGUGUUGAAUAAGUCACAGCUUACCAUUAUAUCUUUAAAUCCAAAAAUCCUGUAUAAUUUGGUCCUUGUUUGUUUGCAUAAGCAUGGUUGGAAUAAAUCAGUUUUUAAGUUGGGAUCAAGUGGAACACACACACACCAUUUAUUCAUUUUUAAAUCUACAUUUAUAUAUCCCUUUUUUCAGACCAAACUGAAAGUGGCUAAUGAAUAAAAACAUUCAACAAUGAAAGUGAAACCUGCUUAACUCCUCACAGUGCAGGAAAGAGGAGCAUGAAGGGAAAAGUCCAAGCUGAAGGAGCAAACAAUGUUCCCCUACCUGAUACCUUCCAGAUGUCUUGGGGACAACAGCUCCCAGAAUUCCCCAGCCAGCCAAUAAACAUGUUGGAUGGGAAUUCUGAAUUGCACUGUGCUGUUCUAAGUUUAAAUUUGGCCAUCAAGCCAAAUGAUUACAUGUUUCUUUCAUUGAAAACUAAUACAGUUGCUGGGACCCUUUCCAUAAUCAAGCUCCAUCUUUAAAAGGCAAAUGUCAACCCCUAAGCUUGUGGUGGUCCCAAAGCUCCACAUAAAUGACUGAGUUUCCAAACCUAUCAUCCCAACUGUCCAUCAAUUAACACACAAGUUUUCACUUCUGAACAUUUCUGAGUACUCCAGUGCUAUAAAGCAUUUAAACAUGAGAUCACACUCUUGAGGAGCUUCCUUUUUACAUACAUAAAUUAGACUCCAUUAUUCUAAGACUUGAUUGAUUUGUGGGAUUGUCCUUGUAAAAUAGAAUUAAAUAACUAACUCCCAUCACCCUAAUUCUUGAAUGAUGAGCCCAUUAAAAAUUGAAAUAAGGGUUGGCAUAGAUACACAAGCAAUUUCUUUUUAACUGUCUGCUGAAUAGCUCAUAUCAUUCUCUUUUUAGACUGCAUCUUCUUUGUUUUACUGUUGCAGGAAUACUUUUUCUAAAUCAUAAGUUAACCAGCCCACUGCCCAUCAUAUCUUUUAUCUUAAGAAAAAAAAAUGGAACAUGUUGCUCUUGAAAAUGACAUAAUUGCUCCACAGCCAAUCUCGCUCAUUACAUUCUUUACAUUAUAUAUAUCAGAAAUACCAGCUGAUAUGGAAGGGGACCAGAUACUUUUACUUGCUAUCAGGAGGGAUGAGGGAUAUAUUGUACGUUUUGGCUUCACAUGUGGAACUUUUUUUAAUCAAAAAAGGCUGUAUGAAUGGACAAAACAUGUAUACAGUAUCUGUACAACUGUCUUGUCUGGAUUGUUUCUUUCACUGUUCAGCCACAUCCUUUGGAAGAAUAUUCGAUCACUGCCUUAGUAUAUGGCCAUCUUUCUGAAGGGGUGCACAAUUUUUACUUUUUGUAUGAGCUACUUGCAGUUUCAUUUGAAAGCUGGCACUGUCAUAAACUUAGAGGAAGCUUUUCUGAAACCAAAUGCUGACAUAGGUGAAUAUACUACCUUACUGCAUAACAAUUGGAUGUCAGUUUGAUUUGGAAAUCUUUCCCUUUUGCAAAUGAAAUAGUGGUGCAGAGCUUAACUCCACUUGGUGUUAGUAGAUAUUGCCUUGUGUACUCCAUUCUCAACAGUAAUCUAGUUUGUAAAAUAAAGUGUGAUGCAUGUAAAUAAAGCAUAAUGGAUCUCUAUGCUGAA